Molecule: messenger RNA, 1396 nt
Organism: Amaranthus tricolor (Joseph's coat)
Lineage: Eukaryota; Viridiplantae; Streptophyta; Magnoliopsida; Caryophyllales; Amaranthaceae
Product: syntaxin-22-like
Exons: 7
Coding region: 190-1017 (275 amino acids)
Biological process (GO): vesicle-mediated transport; intracellular protein transport; vesicle fusion
Cellular component (GO): SNARE complex; membrane; endomembrane system
Molecular function (GO): SNARE binding; SNAP receptor activity
Source: RefSeq, a predicted model, not a curated record
CAAAAAUAAAAUCAUUCUGUCAUCAACUUCCUUUAUUAUCGCAUACUCGACUUUCUUUUGUCCUUGACCUGGAAUUCUGAAAAUUUUACAUUUUCAGAAUUUCCAGAUCUCUACUACUCCAAAGUUGCAAUUAUAUGAUUUUAAUUUUGAUUUUGAUUUGAAUUGGGUGGUGUAAUUAAUCGAAAAGAGAUGAGUUUUCAAGAUCUCGAAGCGGGUCGUCGGCCGCUAGCUUCGAGAAGUGAUUUAAUUAAUGUUAAACAACAAGAACCUACUCAGGCCGUCGCUUCUGGAAUCUUCCAGAUUAAUACCGCUGUUUCCUCUUUUCAACGCCUUGUUAAUACCCUUGGUACUCCCAAGGACACCCCUCAACUUCGUGAGAAACUCCACAAGACAAGGUUACAUAUUGGGCAAUUGGUGAAGGAUACUUCUGCAAAGCUCAAACUAGCUAGUGAGACAGAUCAUGAAAGUAAUGUCAGUGCAAGCAAGAAGAUUGCUGAUGCAAAACUUGCAAAAGAUUUUCAAGCAGUUUUGAAAGAGUUCCAAAAGGCUCAACGCAUUGCAGCAGAACGGGAAACAACAUAUGCUCCAUUUGUUCCUCAGGCUGUUCUUCCUUCUAGUUACACAGCUAGUGAGGUUGAUGUGAGUUCAGAAAAGACUCUGGAGCAGCGAGCUCUUCUUGUGGAAGCUAGAAGACAAGAGGUGUUGCUAUUGGACAAUGAGAUAUCUUUCAAUGAAGCUGUUAUUGAAGAAAGAGAGCAGGGAAUACAGGAAAUCCAGCAGCAAAUUGGAGAGGUAAAUGAGAUCUUCAAAGACCUUGCUGUGCUUGUUCAUGAUCAAGGAGCUAUGAUCGAUGAUAUUGGAUCCAAUGUUGAGAAUAGCCAUGCUGCAACUACACAGGCGAGAACCCAUCUAGCAAAGGCAUCAAAGACCCAACGAUCAAAUUCAUCUCUGACGUGUCUGCUCUUGGUGAUAUUUGCUAUCGUUCUCCUCAUCGUUCUUAUAAUCGUCGCGGCAUAAGGAGGGGGCUCUGGAGUUUUCUCUUUUGGUGCGCUGAUAAGGCUUACACUUUGGAAAGACGUAAUGUUUCAUCCUUCCUCCACAUUUCUUAUGUCAUCUAGGCUUUUGGCUGUUGGAGCCAAGGAAAGAAGAUGAGGUCUAGGUUUGUGUUACACUUUCAAAAGCGAAGCUUAAGUGAUUUUGUAUCAUUUCAGGUGGCUCGGCAUAUAUAUGUGAUCCGAGGAGAUGUUCAGCUAUUUCUAGCUGAAUGGGUUGUGAUUGUGUUAUCUCUGUUUUCUGUAAGUUGUGACUUGCUGUCCAACUACAUCUAUCUGUUUAAUGAUCCUCUGUUCAAAUCUUAAUUCUUUGUUAUAAGAAGAAAAAUGUCUUGUUUUUUCUA